AUGUGGCUCCUCGAACACGAGGGCGCUGCCUUCAGAGGCAAGCGGCUUUGGUUGCGCCCGGGCAAGCGCUACCUGUUUGGACGGACGGUCGCUGAACCUGGCAUGCUGGCAAUCAGCGGCGAAAAAGCCAGCUCCGUAUCCCGCAAGCACAUAACCAUUUCCGUUGACGAUGUCCGCGAAGGCGACUCGCAAAAGCUAUCGAGUCGGUCCAAAGUCACUGUCGAAGAUCUUGGCUCCAAGAUAGGCACCACUGUGAAUGGCCACAAGAUCAAAAAGGAACAAUAUGUCAUCACACAGGACAAGAACGAGCUCAGGAUGGGCAGCAUGUCCGGCUUUCAGAUUACCUGGAUGCCCGUGGUCCUGAGCUUCUCGUUCACGCGAAAGGAGCUCGACGCUGGCGCCUACACCAAGCUUCGACAGAACCUCGAGCACUUGGACCUCAAAUUCCUCUCGGGCUACGACAUGAAAGCCACCACUCAUGUCGUGUCCAAGAAACGCAAUACGUCCAAGGGGCUUCAGGCUCUAGUUAAUGGCGCAUUUAUUGUCGAUGACAAGUUCGUCGAUCGUCUCAUCACAGCAACCACAACCGAGGUGCUCGAAGGCGGCGUUGAUCGAAGCCCCUUGGAGGCCGACUUCGACGGCAACUGGCCCAAUGCCAUGGACUAUUUGCCAGACCCCGGCAACGAACCUGUGACAAGGCCUGCUGAGUCAUUCGCACCCAAUCCUUCUCGGGCUGAAGUUUUUGACGGCUAUACCUUUAUCUUCUACGACCAGAAACAACACGAGACCUUGGUGGAUCCCAUCACCAACGGCAAGGGCAAGGCCCUGUACAAGGAAGUGAUCCCGGGUGAGACUGAAAUUGACGACUUCAUUCGCUUUGUGAAAUCCGUAGCGGGCGAAAAGGGACUGGGCGAAUUCGAGGAUGGCAGCGAGGGGAAAGGCGUUGUUGUCGUCAGAUGUUUGCCAACAGGCAGUGCUCAAGCCUGGUACGAGCAGUUCUACACCGACGUCUCACUUCGACUAGAUCAUCGUCUUAUAGACCAGAAAGAUUUUCUCGAUGCCAUAUUGAGCUGCGAUGCCAGUAGUCUACGGAGACCGCUGGAGAUCGACGAUGCACGCGCCACUCAAAAUCAUCCCCAAAACUCUUCUGCAUCAGAACCUAUGAAUGUUGAUAAUGAGAAUGAGAAUGAGCAGCCGCAAUCCGCUACAGGGUCAAGGGCUAGUGCGCCGCGGCGACCGACUCGUGCUCCGAUUAGAAAACGGUUCAAGGGGUUUGUCGCUGAUAGCGACUCAGACGACGGCGACACCGCCAUGGUCGAUAACGGUCUAGUAGCUGUCCCGUCACAAGUCUCAGUUGGACCUGUGGCAGAAUCCUCUCAGGAAGGCCUCUUUGUGUCUCAAGAUGGAGGCCACGAAGAGCCCGAUGCGUUGGUUCAGACAGCGCGAGGGUCGCAGCGUAAACGCCCCGCCUCUAGGAUCUCGCAGGCUUUGGACAUUGAGGAAGACUUUGCGCCUACGGCAGCUCAGCUGAAACGUCGCCGCAUAGAAACAGGCCAAGAUCCGAUUCCUAGGCAGCCUACGCCUUCUCCGCCACCGGACCCCGAAGCGGAAAAGGAGACUCAGGCAUCAAAGGGCAAGAAGCCGCAGAGCAAGACGGGGAGAGUCAAGAAGGAAAUCAUCGACUCUAAUGUCAUCGAACUGGCACGCAAGAGACGUGAGGAGGAGGAAGCGCGCGCGCGUGCAGAACGCGAAGACCUCGAAGCCGGGAUCGAAGAUCUGGACCUGGCCGAGAUCCGCCGACUGCAACUGGAAGAACCAAUGGAGCUACGGAAGGCACCGCCGCCUCGGACCCGUGAAGAGGACGUUGCGACCGGCCGGUGGGACCCAGCUUGGAAUGGACGCAAGAACUUCAAGAAAUUCCAGCAGCGUGGCGCAGCGGGUGCCGCCCGGCCUCCGCAGAGAAUCAUAGUAGCCCUUGAGGAGGUCAAGGCCAAGGGGUACGGCAUGGGCGACGACUACUGGCUCGAGGACGAGAGUGGUCGGAAAGGAAAGAAGAAAAGCCAGCGCGACAGUCAGAACACAUCAAUUCAAUCUACCGCCGCCACCAGGGAGAGUCAGGCGACCCAGAGCCGCAGGUCUGCGGCUGCAUCCGCACCCCGCCAGGAGCCCCGCGAUGGCGAAGACGACAUUGAAGAUGAAGGAACUGGGCUGAAUGGUAGCUCACAUGUUACCAAAAUUGAUACGGUGCAGGAUGACGAUGACGACCAAGACGUUGUCUUCUCCGGCACACGGAAACGCAGCACGAGGGCAGCGUCCACCCAGCAAGAAUCCUCACCGUCACAACGCACGACACAGAGGUCGGAGUCGUCGAGGCAUAGUAUCAAGAGGUCAGCCGGCGCACCGCCGCCGAGGCAGCAACCGGCCAAGCGGCCCAGGAGAGCCAACAUCCCCGCCAGUGACGACGAGGACGAGGACGAAAGUGAGGACGAGCUGAGAUUCCGGUUCAAGCGGCGUUAA
This is a messenger RNA of Neoarthrinium moseri, 2517 nucleotides long. RefSeq lists its product as uncharacterized. The transcript is spliced from 4 exons. Gene Ontology annotation, biological process: mitotic G2 DNA damage checkpoint signaling; double-strand break repair via homologous recombination. Bases 1 to 2517 code for a protein of 838 amino acids. Gene Ontology annotation, molecular function: protein binding; damaged DNA binding. The record is from RefSeq and is a predicted model, not a curated record. Gene Ontology annotation, cellular component: Mre11 complex. NCBI's taxonomy places the organism in Eukaryota, Fungi, Ascomycota, Sordariomycetes, Amphisphaeriales, Apiosporaceae.